UGUGUUAUUCGGUCCAAUUGUCAUUUUAGCGAGUUUCAUCUAUGGAGUGACAAGCCGUUUAAAAGAGGCAGUGUUAUUUUGUUUGUGAUAUAAAGAAGUCAUGAUGGGGAUUUAUAUAUUGUAUAUCAUUCCAUUCGUAUUGUUACAAACUGUGUUUGGAGCUGUUGAGAUACAAUUCAAUGUCAAGGAGAAUCCUAAAGAAUAUUUGGAGGGUGACGAUGUGUCUGUGAUGUGUUCCUUGUCGGAAAGUGUGGACAAUGCCAAUCUCCAGUGGUAUGACAACAAAGAUGUGUUAAUAACCAACACCAAUUCAGUGAAUAAACCGUAUAUUAAAAGCUUAUUGGAUCAGCAACUGCUUUUGAAACUCGGAGAUGCCUCAUCAGAAAAUUCAGGGAAGUACAAAUGUAAAGCGGUUGUAAAUGAAGUACCAAUCGAAAAGACUUUCCAUGUUGUUGUAAAAGAGGCAUUAAAGUUUAGAGACUGUCCACUGAAGCAAAUUGGCAUACUUGGUCAGCCAUCUGAAAUAAAAUGUUCAGCAUACGGAGGUCAGUUAACCGUUGUAACGUUCUGGGAGAAGGAAGGAUCUGGUUUAUCAGGGGACAAUAUUCAGCAAAGCAGCAAUUCUUUGAAAAUAAAAGAUACUUCCAUGUUAGAUGAAGGAAAAUAUAUCUAUAAUGCUAUUUCCAACAGUGACGGCCAAAGUGGUGAAAAGAGAAUUGACUUUGUUGUCUACAGUGCACCAAAGAUAGUAGAGCCAGUAACACAAACAGAAUCUAUUGUUGGUCAGCCAGCCACACUGUUCUGUAAAGCAAAGGGAAUCCCUGAUCCAGUGAUCGAAUGGAGAAAAGAAGGGUCAACAAAUAUUUUGACAACAACAGAUCGUCUCAGAGUGAGUACAAACAAGGAAGGCGCUGACGUUCAGGGAAUUCUUAACAUCACAUCCGUGAUCAAAGACGACGAAGCUCUGUAUACAUGUACCGCCAAAAAUGAAGCCUCAGACGAGAAUCUGGUCGUUGUUGAUGAAAAAUCGGCCCAACUUACUGUACGAAUUCCACCAACAAUUGAGAAAGCAGAUGAUGGCAAAGGUAAAGAAAAUGGUCCAGCUAAUCUUGUUUGUACAGCUCGAGGUGAUCCUAUCCCACAAAUGAUCUGGAUUAAAGAAAAAACUGGUGAUCGGUUUUCACCUGGAACAACAGAUGAUGGUAAAACUGUGAAACAAGUGGAAGAUAACACCCCUGGUAACCUUGGAGCCACCCUGACACUGUCGUUUACCUCACUUCAACAUUCAGAUGCUGGAGAGUACAAGUGUGAAGCAGUCAACAAGGCAGCUACAGCCUCUAAGAUUGUUAACCUCGAAGUAGAAUAUAAGCCAAACUUUAAUGAUCAGGGACCAACAACAUUCUACAACUGGGAGAACAAUGAUAGCCCCUAUAUAAUCUGUACAUCAAAUGGUAACCCAGUUCCAUCAUUCAGAUGGAAGAAAGGUGAUCAGGAAAUCCGGUCAACUGACCCAUAUUAUGAAAUCAUGUCACCUGAAGUAGACCCAGAAAACCCACAUAGAGCAGUCAGUAAAUUGAAGGUGGGACAUAUUCACAACUUAGACAAGAUGCAUUAUUGGUGA
Molecule: messenger RNA, 1621 nt
Organism: Ruditapes philippinarum (Manila clam)
Lineage: Eukaryota; Metazoa; Mollusca; Bivalvia; Venerida; Veneridae
Product: neural cell adhesion molecule 1-like
Exons: 11
Coding region: 101-1621 (506 amino acids)
Biological process (GO): homophilic cell-cell adhesion
Cellular component (GO): plasma membrane
Source: RefSeq, a predicted model, not a curated record